UGGAAUAAAACUCAGGCUGGUAAGGGAGAUGGCAACGUCGACGGCGAUGGCGGAGGAUACGAGCUUGGAGGAAGACCAACUAGCUUCCAUGACUCCUGAUGACAUCCCUAGAGCUUCUCGUCUCUUAGCCAACGAGAUUCGCAUCCUCAAGGAAGAAUUGCAGAGGGCAAACCUUGAUUUGGAAUCAGUGAAGGAGAAAAUAAAGGAGAACCAGGAGAAGAUUAAGCUAAACAAACAGCUUCCUUACUUAGUCGGCAAUAUCGUUGAGAUUCUUGAGAUGAGUCCAGAGGAUGAUGCAGAGGAAGAUGGAGCGAAUAUCGAUCUGGACUCUCAGAGGAAGGGAAAAUGCGUCGUUCUAAAAACAUCAACUCGCCAGACCAUCUUUCUCCCCGUUGUUGGACUUGUUGAUCCGGAUACAUUGAAGCCUGGGGACUUAGUUGGAGUUAACAAAGAUAGCUACUUGAUUCUGGAUACUUUGCCGUCUGAAUAUGAUUCAAGAGUAAAAGCAAUGGAGGUUGACGAAAAACCUACUGAAGACUACAAUGAUAUAGGGGGGCUAGAGAAGCAGGCUAUUCGAAAAGUUGGUCCUCCUGGAACCGGAAAGACGUUGAUGGCCCGAGCUUGUGCAGCACAGACAAAUGCAACUUUCCUGAAACUAGCAGGGCCACAACUUGUUCAGAUGUUCAUUGGAGAUGGAGCAAAACUUGUCCGUGAUGCUUUCCUGCUUGCAAAAGAGAAAUCCCCUUGUAUUAUAUUCAUAGACGAGAUUGACGCAAUAGGGACAAAGCGUUUUGAUAGCGAAGUUAGUGGAGACCGUGAGGUGCAAAGGACAAUGUUGGAGCUGCUCAACCAGCUGGAUGGAUUCAGCAGCGAUGAUCGCAUCAAGGUUAUUGCAGCGACAAAUCGUGCUGAUAUACUAGAUCCUGCCCUUAUGCGUUCUGGUCGUUUGGAUCGUAAAAUCGAGUUUCCGCACCCCACUGAAGAAGCUAGAGGCAGGAUCUUACAGAUACAUUCAAGGAAAAUGAAUGUGAAUGCAGACGUCAAUUUUGAAGAGCUUGCUCGAUCAACGGAUGAUUUCAAUGGAGCUCAACUCAAAGCAGUGUGUGUUGAAGCGGGUAUGCUUGCCCUGCGCCGGGAUGCAACUGAGGUGAACCAUGAGGAUUUCAAUGAAGGUAUAAUUCAAGUACAAGCCAAGAAGAAAGCAAGCUUAAAUUACUACGCCUAAGUCCUCUUUUAUGUACACUCCUUUCUCCUAUUUACAUUAUAGAAAAGUUCAAGUUGUAGUCUCAGCUUUUGAAUCUGGAACCCCUUCAAAGUGUGGUUAUAAAAAUAUCAUUUUGAC
Molecule: messenger RNA, 1342 nt
Organism: Arabidopsis arenosa
Lineage: Eukaryota; Viridiplantae; Streptophyta; Magnoliopsida; Brassicales; Brassicaceae
Source: the annotation of a GenBank genome assembly